AUGCAGCUCCAUGUCUCGUUCGUGGGGGUGAUCGCUACCGUUCUUGGGAUAACCCGGGGCAGGUUACACCCGAUCCGGGCCAUACCCACGACCAUGGGCGAGCUACUCACGAAAAGAUUGCGCAAGACACGCCGUGAUGGUGAAAACAAUGUCUCGCGCCACGGCGGGAUUCCCGUAGUUGGGCAACACGAUGACGUCCUGGACUCCUGGCAUCUCAGGUCGAGGUUACAGCAGGGUGAUAUCGGCUAA
Molecule: messenger RNA, 249 nt
Organism: Chaetomium globosum CBS 148.51
Lineage: Eukaryota; Fungi; Ascomycota; Sordariomycetes; Sordariales; Chaetomiaceae
Exons: 2
Coding region: 1-249 (82 amino acids)
Source: RefSeq, a predicted model, not a curated record